AAUGGCCAGGAAUGUAUAUCGUAUAUCGGGUGUUCAAUUUGCAUUUGCAUUGUAUAUAAGUAAAGUAUGUGGUGUUGAUUUAUAGAGUAAAAUUAAACGAGAUACAUCAAAAUUAUAAAAUGUCAUGGAUUAAUCAACUCCUAAGGAAAAGAAAGUUUAAAUUCGUGUUGCUUGUCGUGGCAACUAUAUCAGGUGUUAGUUAUCUGCUUUCACAAUUUAUUUAUUUCCUCGUAUUAAAUCGGGAUGGAAUCAAUAAUCUAGUCAGUCGAUCCUCGUCAGGCCACAGUAGACCAAAUGUCGCUAUCAAUAAAAUUAUCUCAAAAUGGGACGAUUCACAACACUCCAAAUUUAUUAGAGACCAAGAUGGUCAUUCCAUUUCGCUAAGAGGAACUCAUAGUCGAGAUAUUGCCAAAUAUCUGCCCAAUGCGAGAGGAAAGUUUGUCUGUAUUGCCUCAAAAUUAGAGAUAGAUUUUUUGAAAAUUAAUGACGAUUAUUGCGAUUGUCCGUUGGACGGAAGUGACGAACCUGGAACCAAUGCUUGCAAUAAUGGCACUUUCUACUGUGAAAAAUCUUCGAAAAAAUUCCCAGAUAAAAUUUCGUCUUUUAAAGUGAAUGAUGGAGUCUGUGAUUGCUGUGAUGGAUGCGACGAGUGGGCUGAAAUUCCUUUGCUCGAUAAAUCUGAAAGUGAUCAAGCAAAGGGAAUAAAAACCACUUGUCCGAAUAGGUGCUAAAAAUACAGAUCUUCUUACGUAUGAUAAGGUGUGAAUAUCAGGACAGGCAGGGUACGUGGACCAGCAUUCGAAGAUGAUAAGUUUUUUGAAGCAGAGUCAAUCGAAGACUUGCAGAGCAUGCGUUGAGCAAACUGAAUACAAGCAUGAAGAACAUGGCCCUCAAAAUUAACGUGAAGAAAACGAAAAAUAUGGUGCUUGAAGGAAACGGUGAGAAAAUAAUAUGCAACAUUGUCCUAAACGAUGAGAGAAUAGAAUAAGUUGAUUGGUAAGAACGAAGGUAAGAAGGUUAUCGGUAGAGCAGGACCCAUUAUCAUGUAAUAAUAUAUCAAAUAAAGUUAAAAGUGC
Belonocnema kinseyi is the source of this 1076-nucleotide messenger RNA. RefSeq lists its product as uncharacterized. Gene Ontology annotation, cellular component: glucosidase II complex. The transcript has 5 exons. The record is from RefSeq and is a predicted model, not a curated record. NCBI's taxonomy places the organism in Eukaryota, Metazoa, Arthropoda, Insecta, Hymenoptera, Cynipidae. The coding region runs from base 120 to 731 and encodes 203 amino acids. Gene Ontology annotation, biological process: N-glycan processing.